CCACACAAAAUUGUAUUUGAAAGCGAGGUUAGGCGAUCGAACCCUCCGAAAUUUCGCUGUAUUUGAAAGGAAGGUUGGGCGCUCGAUUACAUCGAAUUUUCGUUGUAUUUGGCAAGUUCGAAUCGGUUGAAGAUGUCACUUUUACUAGGAAUUUCAGAUCGCAUUUAUUUGUAAUUCGCGCCACAAGUCAUCACGAAAACAAACUAGCAGACUGUAAAACAGUAGAGAUGGAAAGCUUGUUGAAGAAGAAAAAAGCAGAAGAGCGAACAGGAGCAAUUGCAGGAGAAGAUGAAAUUGAAAAUUCUGACAAUGAUGAAUCUGAAGAAGAAGAAAAAGAUGAGGUUAAAAAGCUGUUAAAACCCUUCAGCGCAGACCAGGUUUUCGACAUUCUCUGCGACGCCGCCAUGAAAGACGCGCAGCUCCUGCACAACAUACGAAAACUGGCUGAUAAAAAUCUCCCGCAUAAAAAAGUUUACAUCGAUGGGCUGCAUUCAACAACCACGGAAGAAACCCUAUAUUCAAUUUUUUCUCUAUACGGCGAGCUCGAGGAGUGCACAGUCGUAAUGGACGAUGACCUUGAGAGAUCUGAAGGUUGCGCUUUUGUCACAUACAAGCACUUGGACGGGGCAGAGAGAGCGCUCAAGUACCCUUGCAAGAAAAUUGAUAGCCGAAGGACACUGUGCCGGCUGGCUUCUGAUGAACAAGAACAAGCACAAGUGGAAGCGGUUGCCAUGUCGCAAAAGAAUGUCAGGCGAAGAAAGAUUCUUGUAAGUAAUGUCCCUGUUUAUAUGUCUUGCCUGAAACUUGUAAAUCAUUUUUCCCUAUAUGGUGAAAUAGAAGAAGGGCAGCUAGGGUUUGAUAGCAAGUUUGGAAAAUUGAAAGCCCAUGUUAUUUUUACAUAUAAGAAUGUUGAAGGAGCCAAGAAGGCCCUAGAGGAACCUGAUAAGAAUGUUUACGGACAUUAUAUGCAUUGUACGAGAGUUGCAAAGAAGCAGAAGCAAAAAGAAGACGUCCAGAAUAUUCCAUUGGACCGUAGUGGCCAGGCUGUUACUCAUGGUAAGGGUUCAAUUAUGGGGCCUGACCCAGUUGAGGUUUUGCAACCCGAAUGGUUCGAUGAUUCAGAAUUGGACAUGGGUUUAUCAAAUCUAGCCACAGGAGCCUCUAGCUCUCAGCUUCAUGCAAAAUCUCUGCAAUGGGACAUGGGUUUCCCAAAGCUAGCUACAGGGGCCUCUAGUUCUCAGCACCAUCAAAAAGUUGUGAAAUGGGAAUUGGAUUUCCCAAAUCUACCUACAGGAGCCUUUAGCUCUCAUCAUCAUGCAAAAGCUCUGCAGAAGGCAAUUCCAUUGCAAGCAUACCUGGAAACACAGCCAAUUGCAGCUCUGCCAGGACUGAAUACCUAUAAACAUGGAUUACUUGCGGGCAUUAAAUAUGAUAGCAGUUCUCAUGCAGCACAGCAAGGACUGAAUUUCUAUCAAACCCAGCAACUGAGCCAAGCUGCAGCACCAGAUCUACCGGAUCUAAAUGCACCCGACCAUAUUUAUGAUACUCAAGUAAUCAAGGAAGGAAAAAAUGCCUAUAAAAACCAGCAACUCAGUCAGGCUGCAGUACCAGAUCUACCAGAUCUAACUGUAGUCAGCCAUGUUUACGAUUCUCAAGCAACAAAGGAAGAAAACAAUGCCAGUGAAAACCAGCAAUUGAACCAGUCUACAUCAAAUUCUCCUCUGGAACCAAUUGUCUACCAAAUUCAGGAACUGGGUCUACAAGCUAUUCAUCAAACUUGGCAGGAUCAGCAGCCUGCCUGUCCAAUUCAGCAACCAAAUGCACAGGCUAUUCAUCAAACUCAGCAGGAUCAGCUGCCUGCCUAUCAAAUUCAGCCACCCACCCAGCUGAUGCUAAAUGAGCAAACAGGCCAGCCUCCAGCACCAGGCCUGCAGAAACAACACAACCAAAGCCAGAUCUUAUUUCCAAGAAGAUCACAGCAAUGAGAUGACUCUAAUGGAGGGGAAUGUGCCGAUGUAGGUAUGUUUUGAAGACAUCUGAAAGUUAACAUUAGCUUGUCUUGCACCCUCUCUGUUCAAUAUUGUAGUAAAUUUAGGUAUUAUAUUUUUGUAUUAUAAUUGAACUAUAUUCAGAGUUCAAACUUCACAAGGUAUGUCAAUAUUAUACCAAUUUCUUUAAAUGACACUUUUAUCGUAGUUGAAAUGGGAAUCUAAGGGUCAGGAACUAAUAUACAGUGUUAGUUAUUGUCUGGAGUUCAAGGGGAAUAUAGGUGCUCUGUUGUUAAACACUAUAGGAUUAUUUCUAUAGCCAUUGAUGCAUAGAGAAUACUGUGUAGGGAUUAUGUUUUGGCCUUGAGAUUCCAGGCAGUGCCAAAAAUAGCGAGAUUUGUAUUUUUCAUUGGAAGGGGGGCAAUUUUCGUCCUUUUUUUUGUCAAGUACUGAGUAUAUAUGUAAAUCAAGGUUGCCCUGUCAUUAUGACUUCCCUUAACAAUACGUUUGGUCCUUGUUUGUCAUGGUGUUGGUCAUUUCUUGUAUGCCAAAAAGAAAAAUUAAAUGUACUUUAAAGGCCAUUUUGUUGGUGGGAAUCCAUAUGUUUUAUUGUGGUUUGUGUUUGA
This is a messenger RNA of Cryptomeria japonica (Japanese cedar), 2614 nucleotides long. RefSeq lists its product as uncharacterized. NCBI's taxonomy places the organism in Eukaryota, Viridiplantae, Streptophyta, Pinopsida, Cupressales, Cupressaceae. The transcript is spliced from 3 exons. The coding region runs from base 228 to 1985 and encodes 585 amino acids. Gene Ontology annotation, molecular function: RNA binding. The record is from RefSeq and is a predicted model, not a curated record.